GGAGAUGACAACUACAUCUUCGCAAUCUGCUUCUCAUACUUCUCCGGCAACGUCAAACCCUUUGGUACGCCGCGCAGGGAGUGAAGACAGGAACGAGCCGCGGGAGAUGAACCUUGAAAAAGAAGCCGAUGCCCAACUUCCGCACACGAGCACCUCGUCCCGAACGAACCACGUAGAAGUUCUACCAGAACACUUGAACGAGUGCUUCUACAACGAUUUUCUUGCUGUAGUUGCACGACCAGUGGCACGACGAUCCUCGACCACGUUUUCGCUGACCGUUAAGGAAAAACGAAAUCCGAGUUCUUCUUGUGCACAAGGGAGUUGUACCAAUGCUCUGCAGACCGUGUCCUGGGACGUGACCGUCCGAUCGGAGCCGUACGAGGAGUUUUUUGGCGCGGAAAAUAGAGACCGGAACGUGGUAUAAAGAUGAUUCAUUGAUUCUUACUGUAUCUGAUGCAAGAUUAAAUGGGCGGUGUGGUCGUGCUUCUUGAUGUUAUGUUUCAACGGAGACGAAUAACAUUCAAUUUGAGCAGUGUCUAUAAUGGUUGGAUUUGUACUAGAGUUCUCACGAAAAAAUAUUAAGAUCUUGCGUCUUUGCAUUUGGUGAUCUGGCAACAUGUGAAACUCAGAGAUGUCCGUAAAAAUUCAGGUUCCCGUAAACAAGCAGCUUUACGCGGACCGCAUAGCGACGGACGGCAGCG
Molecule: messenger RNA, 701 nt
Organism: Amoebophrya sp. A120
Lineage: Eukaryota; Dinophyceae; Syndiniales; Amoebophryaceae
Source: the annotation of a GenBank genome assembly